AUGACAGAGAGGCUUGCGAGAGAAGAUCUAGAUCUCAUAGCAGGCAGAGUGGCCGAGCUGCUGCGACCCUCCGCCGAGGCGGCAGCGGCAGCAGUGGGAGCUGGGGCCACGCCAGGAUGUCCCCCACCAGAGCAGGCCGCACCCGACAUCCAGGAGCAGAAGACUGAGCCGCCCGCGCCGACGUACACAUGGUACGAGAGGGGCGCGGACGAACAGAAGAGCGACGACAACUGGGCGUCCGCCUGGGGCUCGCGGGGCUGGGAAAAGGCUCAGUGCACCGACCGACUACUGGAGGAGUUGCCGUGGGACCUGAGAGCCAAGCUACAUUACAUUCCAGAGCAGGACCUCUCUGUUGAGAAGAUUGUGCACCACCUCGGGCAGGACGUUGAGAGGAAGAAGGAUGAGGAUCUUCUGGCCUUCGUCACCCGACGACGCAGACAGUUCGAGAGGGCCAAGGAGAUUGGCAUGGAGAUACCGCCCAAGGGGCAGGGCAUGCUCCUCCUGCAGGGUGCUCGACUCUCGGCUCAGGGCAAGCAGCAUGUUCGGAGCCUCACUCGGGGAUCACUGCUGGGUCCAGACAUCAUGUGGGCUCUCCCGCGGCUCGACACUGGCGGUCUGGUCUGGGGAGACGACAGCAAGUCACGCGCCGCACUGCUCGAGGACUGCGACGCCAGGUCCAGCAGCGAGCCCGCGGGAGGCAUCGUCGAUCAGACAGAGCAAGCAUGGUCGUGGUGGGCUGACGACCUGGACACCGACGAUGAACUCAACCUCCUCGUGGAGCUCAGCGGCCGGGAGCUGUGCGAGGACGAGGUGACGGAGACGCUAGCGCAGAUGGGCAAGGGCCGCCAGAAGACUUGGAAUGAGAGCAAGGACCUGAAGAACGCCGUGAAGAAGGAUCGAGGAUUCUGGAAGCGACGGCGUCGACCCACCCCGGCCCAACUGAAGCUGGUCACGAAGUGCGGCAACUGCGGCGAGACCGGGCACUGGCACGCUGAGUGCAAGAACCCUGCGAAGCCGAAGGGCACCCGUCAGCGUGGUGCCAAGGGCGGCUCCAAGGGUGGCUCAGGCUCUGGCGGCACCGCGUUCUCGCACGACGGCAGCGGCUUCUCUUUCGCGGUGCUGAGCGAGGAAGCUCCAGCCAACACCUGGAUCACGCUGCUGGGCGAGAAGGCCUUGAGGGAGCUGCGCUUCCAGUUUGAGGAGGAGCCCGACGCGAGUCUGAGCAGCACCAAGGUACUCACAUUCAUCAUGCUCGAGGACGGCCAGGUCAUCGUGGACAGCGGGGCCUCUCAGGCGAUCAUCGGCAAGGACCACCUGGGCCGACUGGCCGAGGACCUGCGAGUUCGAGGUCUGUCCCCAGUCUGGGUGGACAAGCCUGCCAGUCCGCCGAGAGGGAUCGGUGAACAGGCGACUCUACUAGGGGUGGUGAUGAUUCCAGUGGCGAUGGGUGGCAAGUCUGGCGUGAUCGAGUUUGUAGUUGCAGAGGAGAACCUGCCGCCUCUAUUGCCCGGAUCCUUUCUGGACCAGUUUGGGGCAAUCUUGGACUAUCCUCGGGAUCAGCUCACGCUCAAGAAGAUCGGUUGCACGAUUCCCAUUGAGAAGUCGGGCCGGAGCCGUCGCACCAUCAAGUUGAAUGACUGGCAGGGUCUUGAGAGUCAGUUCGAGCCGCCUGUACUGGGGCACCGGCCGAUGGUGCUCAAGCGUGCCAAGGCCGAGAAGGAGUCUCGGUCGACGGUCGGCCUCUGGACCUCCCUCCUGGUCUCGGUGGGCAUCUACUUCAACGAGACACAGGCGAUAGUCGCCAGGGUCGUCAGGGACAAGAGGCUGUUCGACACGAAGAGCUACAAGAAGCGGCUGCUCGAGGAUCCGAGGCUGCUCCAGGAGACGGGGACCAAGGCCUCGACCAAGUGUGCUCACCCGCCCUGGAGGAUCUCCAGCUCGGGGAACCAGUGCGCUCUUUGGGACUUCUGCACGGGAUGCAAGAUGAGGAUCUCCAACCGCUCCAAGCUCAACUCAGGCAACGGCAACAGGAGGCUGACAGACAGGGAGCGGGCCUGGAUACGAGCUGUGGAGCAGCCGGUCGAGUGCUCCCCCACCGGCCUGGGCCGCGUCGAUGACGAGGCAGUUCAGACGAUGUCAGCCAGCAUGUCCGCCAGUAUGCUGAGCGCCCUGGAGACGACGUUGCAGGCUCACAACCAGAGCGUGUCCAGCACCAUGCAGCCUCUGGUCGACGAGAUGCGAUCGGUGAACUCCCGUCUGGAGGUCUUGACCAGCGCCCCGGCUCUCGAGGAUGCGCCGAUGAACGCGACGGCUGCGGCAGUGGCGACUCCCGCGGGCCCCGAGCCCACCCAGGGCGAGUUCGAGCUGAUCGGCUCCGAGCCAAGGUCAGGAGCUGUGCCGUCCAUCAUCAUCUCCUACCUCCUCCACGAUAAUGUCCUCAUCCUCGACUACGACUCCUUCCGCAUCUUCAUCUUUAGCACAGAGAUCACCAUCUCAUUCAUCUACCAUGGCACUUUCCACUACCUCGGCUACUUCUUUACAGUCAAUGACCCUAAGACCCUAGACAUCAAGCGUGCUGAGGCCAUGGCACUUCGGGAGUUUGCUCUGGAGGUCGCUGCCAAGCAGGUUGCCGAGGGACGCCGUACACAGUGGCUUCGCAGCCAGGCCGGGGUCCAGGAGGUGUCUUUCGACAUGUGUAGGUUCGGUCUAUGUAUCAGGGGUGAGGGCCUCUCGGAGAAGCCUACCACGAUUCUAACGAACGACCAGGUCCUGCUGCAGACCCUGUCCAGGAAACAGUGCAAGGGGGAUCACAAACAUGUCGUGCUGUCUGGGGGGUGGGCUACCUCCAGGGCCGCGGUUUACCCCGACAAGUUCUGCCGAGCCGUCUCCAGUGCUGUCUUGAGAUCUUCACGAGUGGAGAGAGAGUGCAGCCUCGUCGAGACUUCCUCUUUCCUCGGGAGUACUGUUCUGGACGACACGGAGCAGAUGAAGAUGGUAGAGAAGGCGCACAUCAAUCUAGGGCUGGUUUGGCAGGUCUUUGCGAAGGGAUGGCUGCGCCACUAUGGACCUCCAGAGGUGAUAAUCUCUGACGGUGGUGCUGAGUUCGAGGCUGAGUUUGACCGCUUUGCAGAGCAGGCAGGCUCUUUUCAUCAUGUCACGGAUGCCGAGUGUCCCAGGCAGAAUGGCAAGACGGAGCGUGCAGGCCAAUGGCUCAAGGAACGUCUUCAGCGCAUCGUCGAAGAAGUGCUGCUGGACAGCCCGAGCGACCUGGAACAGGCCGCCUGCGAGCUCACUGCCUGGCGCAAUCGGUUCCUCAACACAGGCGGCGACUCUCCCUUGCAGUUAGUAUUCGGCCAGAAUCCCAGAUUGCCUCAUGAGCUAUUGUCAGAGGACCCUCUAGACCACAUCGGAUUGCAUGAUCUGUCCGAGGCAAGCGGCGACAUGCCGACCCUGGCUCAGCUGCUGCAGCUGGUCUGCCAGCAGCAGCGAGCUGAGCUACCGGACUCGGCCGCCGCGACAGUACCUGCGACAUCGACUCCAGCCAGCAGCGCAGGAGCAGACUGGUCUCGCCAAGGCUCCGAGCCAGCCGCCGAGCCAGUACCUCCAGGCAAUUCGGACGGAUCGUCUCGCAAGGCCUCAGAGAUUUCUCCAGCCCCCUCCGACGCCGGCAGUUUGGACUCGGAGGCGAAGCGUCUCAGGCUGGAGCGAGACAGCUGGGCCCCAGGCUCGGCGAGCCAAACUCAGAGCGUGCCCAUGUCAGUAGAGCCAGCCAUUCGACCCGAGGACAUCAGCUCUGGCUCGCACGGGCCUCUGUCGUCAGAGCAGUUCCGCAGCGCCGCCUUGCCCACUCCUGUCGAGCUCUUACCCCACGCCUCGGGACAGGCUCGACAACACAUCGAGGAGUGGGGCCGCUGGGCUCAGACCAGGAGUCAGGGCGCGACGGCCGACGACACACCGACAGUGAACGACGAGGAGAUGCUGAGUGCCUACUGCGAGACCUUCGAGACCUGGUUCCAGGAGCAGGGUUGGAGCGGCAGUGCUCAAGAGUAUGCCAACGGAGCCGAGGACCUAGUGUUUACUGGCUCGGACGACUGCGUUGGCAGCUGGAAUCUACUGACCUCCAAGGGCGGGGAGAUCAAGCUGAGUCAUCUGAAUCCCGAGGAACGUGAGCAGUUCAGGGCCUCCGACGGUGCCGAGUGGGAGGCCGAGUGGAUACAAUUGAUCAUUCGCAAUGCCAUGUUCGGUGAAGAACCAUCGAGCGAUUGGCGUCAGAGCGUGGGCCCGUUUGUUUCUGUCCUGCGCAGCUCCUGUGAGCUGCAGAAUCCGUUUUCCGGAGCACACGCUCUGGAUGCUAAGUCGAUUUCCGAUACUCUUUCCAAGAACUGCGCCGGUCGCAAGGAGGACCGACGCACCUCGGUGGACCUAGCCAUCGUCAGGGAUUCUUUCACAGCUCGCACUUCCUGUGCCAAGUGGGCGCCUCACCUUAUGAAUCCCGCAGACAUCAUGACAAAGGCAGAUGUGGCCAAGGGGUCUGAGGCACUCGCUCACCUGCUGAGGACUGGCACGAUGGUCCUCAGUGACGUAGAGGAGGAGCGCAGUGCUCUCGCUGCUGAGGGCGUCAAGCAGCAACGCAGCAAGGAGGCCAGCAAGCGCUACCUUGCUGCGAGAGACGCCCGACUCAAGCUUCACG
Prorocentrum cordatum is the source of this 4690-nucleotide messenger RNA. Lineage: Eukaryota; Dinophyceae; Prorocentrales; Prorocentraceae. The record is from the annotation of a GenBank genome assembly.